CUCUCCGUUAGCAAUUUCGAGGAGCUGUUGAAGCGUCGAUGGGCGUGCAUUACCGAUGAUGACAUCGUGGCUCUGGCAUCCAACGAGGAGCCAAUUCAUACGCAAUUUGUGUUUGAAUUUUUCGUCUAUCUCGCCCCGGUGGUAAGGCCUAUUGAUGGGAUUCGUCGGGCCACGGCGGAUCGAGUUCGUGCCGCGGCAGCGGAGAUCGUGACUUUACAGGCAGAAGGUAGAGAGCAGUUCGGACCAAUUGCCACCCACCAUUUAGCUAUCCACCGCGCCCGCCAACCUGAAGGCACUCCGUUUGCGAUUCCUGAGGACAAUACGAUGCAACAAGCAAGAGCUCUAGAUGCAGCGGUAGCAGCGUUGGAGGAUACUGCUGCCGAACCGGAGGAAGAUGUCGUGGAAAUUGAAGUCGAGCUCUUUGGCACGUGGGUGAAGAUGCGCGUGAAGCGCUCGACCCUACGAGAAGCGGUGGGCCUCCCCCAACACGACAUCUUUACCAGAGGGAUUUUCCACGGUUUUCGCCCCGAAGCCAUGAUGCCACAAGGUGAAGACGUCCCGGAUGAAGACCACCAAAUGUCUGAAAACUAA
This is a messenger RNA of Phytophthora sojae, 591 nucleotides long. RefSeq lists its product as hypothetical. NCBI's taxonomy places the organism in Eukaryota, Oomycota, Peronosporomycetes, Peronosporales, Peronosporaceae. The transcript has a single exon. The annotation marks the transcript as partial. The record is from RefSeq and is a predicted model, not a curated record.